AUGUCUAUAUUUAUAAGUAGUCACAUUCUGCUCGAGAAAUUACGAAAGUAUAAGCCAAAAAUUGCAGUAUUCAACGGCAAACUCAUAUACGAAGUAUUCUCGGGAAAGAAGGAAUUUGGGUUUGGCAGACAACCGAACCUCGUCGAGGGUACCAAUACGUACAUGUGGGUUAUGCCCUCAAGCAGCGCGAGGUGUGCUCAACUACCACGUGCUGCUGACAAGGUGCCAUAUUACGCUGCUCUGAAGAAGUUCCGCGACUACCUGAACGGUACCAUCACGCACUUGGACGAAUCAGACAUCGUAUUCGCCGAUUCAAAGCUCAAGAAGAAGGAACACGAAGCGAUCGAGGAUAAGAAGUCAGUGUUUACCGACGAUUUGCCCGACGGUGAGAGCCGAAUCACGGAGAUCAACGGCAUGGGAAUUAAGCAGGAGACGGGCGUGAUACCUGGCAAGAAGAAACGCGGAAGACCGAAAAAGAUAAAAAAUCCAGAGGAUCAGCCACCGCCGGAUCCUGAGAAGCUGGACGCGAACGGCGAGGUCAUUAAAAAACGUCGCGGUCGUCCGAAAAAGAUCCAUCAACAGCAAAAGCAAAUGGAGCGGGAGAAUCGUGAGAGAGAGCAACAACAGCAACAGCAUCAAGUGAUGGGUCACUUGAACGACGGAUACAGUAACGUGUCGAACUGCUUUUCGCCACCACUGAUGUCACCUCCAAAGUUCCAGCAUAUGGCGCCGUACGCACCGACGAUGAAUGACGGCUUCUUCGGCCAGGGGAUGAACGACAAUAGCCCGUACAAUAUGAGCGCGAAGCAAAGCCCUGUGCAUUUGCAGCAACAUUACAGCCAGAGCCCCAAGUCCAUGUCGCUGUCGUUCACGCACUCGGACUUAUCGUCGGAAAUCAAUACUGCAAUCUCGUCGGAGAACAAUCUCGAGUCGUCGCCUUUGAUGUCGCCUAGCGUCGAGCAUCCGGAUUUUGAACCGCCCACCAGCAUGUCGCAGCAAAACAUGGGCAACGAUCAUCGUCAGUAUAAUCCGGCUGGAGGGCCCGAUCCGACGGGUCACCAUGGCAGUCCUGGCACGCCGUCCCAUAACAGCUACGCCAACUACAUAGGUUACCACGAGCAGCCACCAGACGCUCAUAAUCCGCACCCGCAUCAGACGACAUCGACGCCUCUCAGCCAGACCGCCGAGGACCACUCCCAUCAUUCGCAUCCAACGCCGCCGCAUCCACACACGCCCACCCAUACGUCCAUGUCGCCGCACCAUCCGCACGAGCAAUACGGCAUCAAGAGGAACUCUGGUCAGGACGUGGCGUCUAAGAGUCUGAGCGACCUAGAAUCCCUCGUGGACCAGAUCCCGAGCAUAGCCGAUGGCGGUAAUCAGCGCCUGCAACAUGCGCAUCCGGGUAUGCCGGGCGACGAUAGCUUGGCGGAGAAGAUGGACGCCCACCAUCAGUCCUACAUGUCCGGUUUCGGCGGCAUGCCGGCUGGACCAGCUGGAAUGGCCAAUUACAGUCCACCGUUGCCGCCGGGUAGCGGAAUCUAUCCCUCCUCGCUACACCACUCUCCCACCGACGCUGGUUACGGAGGUUUAUACGGUAUGAACAGUCGUCAUCAUCAAGACUCUCAGCAGCAGCAGCAGCAGCAGCAGCAGCAACCACAACAUCAACAGCAGCAGCAGCAACAACAACAACAGCAACAGCACAGCAAGUCCUACACGGUGGAAAACCUCGCGUCCAGUAACUACACCCCUAGCAUGAAUCACGGACACCCCAGCAACUCUUACCCCAACAUCAUAACCGGGCACUAUCCGGUGCCGAUGGGCUCGACCAAUGGGUAUCUGUUCGGAGGCCUCGAGACAAGCUUGAUGCAGCGUACGUACGGAAUUGGUGGGAUGAGCGGCAUGAGUAGCAUGCAUCCAUCCGCCGCCCUCGGUCACCCGAUGGCGGGUAAUCCGUACCCGUACAACGGCUCGUACUCAAGCUCGUUCGAUGCUUAUCCAGCGCCACCGACGGGCAUACACGCGCCCAGCGCCAACGGCGUCCAGCAGCACCACCACGCCGCCGUCCUACCUCGCACCGUCGCACCACAGACCGCCGGUUGA
Molecule: messenger RNA, 2100 nt
Organism: Acromyrmex echinatior (Panamanian leafcutter ant)
Lineage: Eukaryota; Metazoa; Arthropoda; Insecta; Hymenoptera; Formicidae
Gene: Tdg
Product: Thymine DNA glycosylase
Biological process (GO): base-excision repair, AP site formation
Cellular component (GO): nucleus
Molecular function (GO): DNA binding; pyrimidine-specific mismatch base pair DNA N-glycosylase activity; uracil DNA N-glycosylase activity
Source: RefSeq, a predicted model, not a curated record